AGUUGAGAUAGAUGACCUUGUAGUGAGAACUUUUUUAACCUCGCUUUUCUUCAAACACUGGUAGAUGUCUAGUCUUUUUGUUCAAUUUCAAGAAGCCUCAAGUGUUACAUACAACAAAAUUGUACAGCGGAAAGAAAAAUCGACACACUUCUCAAGUUAAACAUGGACAUGGGAACAUCAAGCAUGGAUAUGGAAGGUGCGACAGCGACUGCAACCGCAACAAUGACUGCAACGAACACCGCUGCGGCCAUGGAUAUGGGAGGCGGAUGUCAAAUUUCUAUGCUUUGGAACUGGUAUACCAUUGACUCAUGUUUCAUCUCCCGCACAUGGCACAUUACCUCAAACGGAAUGUUCGCCGGCUCUUGCAUCGGCGUGAUACUCCUCGUCAUGUCACUAGAAUUUCUUCGUCGAGCCUCAAGAGAAUACGAUCGCUAUAUCAUCCGUCAAGCACGAAAGCAACAGCAGCAUAUCACAUCUAACAUAGAUAUUAAUCCCAAGAUAAACGAAUCUGAUCCUCAGUCAACUCAAGCAGUCGUUACUACACAAAGGAAUACGCAAAAUUUUCGACCAGAUCUCUGGCAACAAAUCAUUAGAGCAUUUUUUCAUAUGAUGCAAUUCGCCGUGGCGUACUUUGUUAUGUUGUUGGCGAUGUAUUUUAAUGGAUAUAUUAUUAUCUGUAUCAUUAUUGGUGCUUUCCUGGGUGCUUUUGUGUUUAGUUGGGAACCGAUAAAUCUAGGAUCUAAUGAUCAUGAAGAGGCAACCUUUUGCUGUGGUUAGGCAAGACGCGGAAACGCUGAAAUGGUGGAUGUUAAUUAGACGGCAUUGUAUAAAGGUUUGGGAAUGAAGCUGAGAAGUUUCAGGAGUUGAAUAUGAAUGCGAUUCUAGAGUUGAAUGUUCAUCGUGGAAUGUAGAAUGUCAAUAGAUACUAUGGUAAAAGAAUCAAUGAAUAACUAGCAGCCAAUCAUACCUCGAAGGUCUAAAGGGCAAAUCACUAUUGGCCUAUCAACAUAUACCAGCAACAAUUACAUCUUACGCAUGUGUUAUCU
Molecule: messenger RNA, 1046 nt
Organism: Botrytis porri
Lineage: Eukaryota; Fungi; Ascomycota; Leotiomycetes; Helotiales; Sclerotiniaceae
Exons: 4
Coding region: 163-777 (204 amino acids)
Biological process (GO): copper ion transmembrane transport
Cellular component (GO): membrane
Molecular function (GO): copper ion transmembrane transporter activity
Source: RefSeq, a predicted model, not a curated record